AUGGCGGCGGCGGCCUGCUGCUUCCGUGCCACGUUCACCCGCGACGGCCACAAGAAGCCCAAGAACCGCAAGUGGCUGGACGGCUUUGUCACGCAGGCGGGCAGGGAUGCCAGGCUGCUCAAUGAGGCUGGCGGGGUGGUGGCGCUGGGCCGCCUGGCGGCUGGUCAGGUGCUGGAGGAGGGCUUGGAGCUGAAACAGGGCUUUGGACAGAGCGUGAUUGUGCACGUGGAUGUGGCCUGCGACCCACGAGACAUGAGCGGCGAGGCCAGCAGCGGCGGCGGCCAGCCAGCGGCAGCCCCCGCUGCACCCGCACCCGCGCCGGCGGCCGCCGCCGCCGCCCAGCCGCGGCUCGUGCGCCCGGCGGCUGCAGGGCUGCGCGGCAGCGGCGGCAGCAGGAAGCAUGCGUUCAAGGCGCCAAGGCCAGCUGCGGCGGCAGCUGCAGCGGCUGCAGCAGCACCACUCGAGCCAGCGGCGCCGCGGGCAGCCUUUGACCAGCCACAAGGGGACUGCACGGCGCUGGCCCACCAGCCGGAGCCCCGCCGGCGGCAGUUCACGGCACCGGCCCGAAUGCCAGCCAUGCCUCAUCCCGUACACACGCUACCGGCGGCGCCUGCAGCAGCGGCCCUGCGGUCGGACGAGGACAUCCUGCGCCUGCUGACCGGGGAGGCUCCCGUCGCACCCGCGGCAGCGCCAGCGCCGGCAGCCAAGCGGCAGCGGAUCCAGCCCUCUGCUGCUGUCGGCGGUGGCAGCAGCGGCACCCCUGCUGCCCCAAUGGGAGCGCCUCUAGUGGUGUCGGCUGGGCACGCUGCGCCGCCGCCUGCGGCUGCCCGGCCCGCGGCGCGGUGGAGCAGCUUCGUGCAAGACGAGGAGGAGGAUGGGAUGGGCUGCGGGGCGGCACUCGAGGCGGGCGUCCACGACGCCGAGGCAACACCGGCACCAGCCGCGGCAGCCGCCUGCGGCCCGGGACCGGCAGCUGCCCGGCAGCACCUGUGGCAGCGGCAGCUCCCAGCCCCCAUGUCGGCAGCGCCUGCACAGCAGGGCGGCAGGCAGCAGCGCCCGAUCUGGCAGCGUGCGGGGCAGGCCGCGGUGGGAGCGGCGCAGGCGCCAGUGGGAGGACCUGAGGAGGGUGAGCUUGGCAGGUCGCCUAGCGGCUCCCUGCCAGCCGCAGCGGCAGCAGCUGCAGCAGGUAGCUUCCGCCCCAUUGUGCGGCCGCCCCACGCCCAGCCCGGCCAGCCGCCGCUGCGCCCGGCCUGGCAGGCGCACGCGGUACCGGCCGCGCAACAGCGGCAGCAGGUGCAGGGCGGCUGCCCGGCAGCGGCCCAAGCAGCCGGUGGCGGCGGGGGCUGGAAGCCUCCGGCUGCCAUCGCCCCUGGAGCCGCUGGCCGGCGGCUGGCGGUGCAGGCAGCGGCGCGGGCGGCGCCGGCACCCGCCGCCGCCGGCUGGAACCGGGAGGUGGAUGGCACGGUGCAGCUGGGCUGGCCCGGCGCCGAGGAAAGCGCCCGGCCGGCACGCCGGGUGGCCGUGCCCGACGGCUUUGCCGGCUGCCAGCAGUAUGUGCUGGCCUGGAGCAACGCGCUGAGGGAGGAGCUCAACUUGCGGUGGGUGCAGGGCUGGACCGGGGGGUGGGUGCAUGGGAUUGGCGGGCGGGAGGCGCGGCUGCGCCAUCCGCGGGUGCCAUACUACGCCUCAUGCGAGCUCUUCAUCUGGCGCAACAACAUGCCUAAGAAGGGCGGCUGGAACGGCGUUGGGGGCAGGCGCGGCAAGCGCGGCCGCGGCGCGGGGGCAGGCGAGGAGGAGGAGGAGGAGGAUGGGGGCGGAGAGGAGGAAGCUGCCCAGAAGCCAGACAGCAUCUACCUCAUCCUCAAGCGGGACGACCUGUGGAUCAUCAGCAACAACCCCGAGCUGCGGCCCGGCUUCCCUCCCGGCCAGCCGGGCGACCGCAGCCGGGAGCCAUGGGUGGUGGUGGCGCGCAGCCUGUGGCACGCCCCCAACCAGGACGGCAAGUUUGAGAUCGAGUUCCUCUCCCCUCGGCCCCCCGGACUGGGCCGCUCUCAGGCCGUGUAUGCCAUCAAGGCAAGCCGGCCGGGCCCUGAGGCCGCCACCGAGCUCGGCAUGAUCGACCUGCUCCGCUCGGGGGCGGCCGCCACGCUGCCGCUGCUGCCCCACCUGCUGCGCGCCCCAAGCGGUGCGAACAGCGCUGCCACCGCCGGUGCCGGCAGAGCCAGCCGGGCCCCCAUGCAGCGCCCAGGCUCCAGCGCCGCAGCACGCCAGCAGCAGCAGCAGCAGCAGCAGCAGCAGCAGGAGGAGCAGCAGGAGCAGGCCGACAUGCAUGGCCCAGACAUGCCGGACCCAGGCAGCCCCUGCUACAGCUGCUCAGACGACGACGAGGCGCUGGUGGCGGCGGCAGCGGCCACGGAUGGGCUGGCAGAGAGCCCCCUGGCGCAGGCGGAUCAGAUCAUCCAGAGGUUUGGCUUAAACAAGGAGCAGGCAGAGGUGGUCACGUAUGUGGCUGGCUGGGCGGCGGGCAGCGGCGGCGGCGGCAGCGCCCCCGCGCCGGUGUGCCUGGUGCACGGCCCGUUUGGGAGCGGCAAGUCCACCCUGCUGGUGGCCCUGCUGCACUUCCUGCUGCAGCAGCAUGGCCGUGCGGGCUCGCCGCUGGCGGGCGCCCGCGUGCUGGUGUCUGCCCACACCAAUGUGGCUGUGGACAGGGUCCUGGUCGGCCUGCUCGAGUCUGGCUGCUCCGACUUCUUGCGCGUGGGCCCGCUGCGCCGCGUCUCCCGCCGCCUGCUGGCCCAGUCGCUGCACGCCAGCGAGAGCCGCGCCAGCGCCGGCGCCGCCGCCGAGCUGCGAGAGAUGCUGAAGGAGGCUGGCAGCCCGGCGGAGGCGGCGGCCAUCCGCGCUGAGCUGGCGGCGGCGGAGAAGGGCGCCGACCGGCAGCGCAAGCGCCUGCUCAAGACGGUGCCUGUGGUGGGGGUCACCUGUUGCUCCGCCAUGCUGGCUGCACUGGACGGCCAGCGCUUUGAUGUGCUGCUGCUGGAUGAGAGCUCGCAGAUGGUGGAGCCGCUGUCAGCCAUCCCCCUGCUGCGGGCGCAGGCCAGGUUCCUCAUCGCCGCCGGCGACCCGCUGCAGCUGCCGCCCGUCAUCGCCUCGCCCGUCCACGUCACGCAGGCGCCGCCCCAUCGCCCACAGCAGGCGCAGCAGCAGCAGGAGCGGGAGCAGCCCCAGGGCCUGCUGCGCCCACUGUUUGUGCGCCUCUCCGCGCUGGGCCUGCCGCUGUUUCUUCUGCGCCGCCAGUACCGCUGCCACCCAGACAUCUCUGCCGUGCCCAACAACCACUUCUACGGCGGCCGCCUGCUGGACGGUGUCGCCGCGGAGCAGCGGCCCUCGCUGCUGCCGGGGCUGCCCAGCUUGGCCUUCAUGGAUGUGCGGGGGCAGGAGCAGUACAGUGCGGGCCGCAGCGCCAGCAACCAGCUGGAGGCAGAGGCGGUGGUGGCGGCGGUGGAGCGGCUGGUGGCGGCAGGCGUGGCGCUGGGCCAGUGCAGCGUCAUCUGCUUCUUCCGGGCCCAGGUGGCGCUGGUGCGAUCCCUGCUGGACCGCCGCCUGCCGCAGCUGGAGCAGCGGCAGCGCCAGCAGCGGCGGCAGCAGCGGCGCAGCCCGCGGGCGGCGACAGAAGCGCUGCCGCAGGCCUUCGGCGGCGCCAGCUCCAGCCGCGUGGCGGAGGGUCGGGAUUCCUUGGGAGGCGAGGAGCCUGGGCCUGGUAGGCGGGGCGGCAGUGAGGACGCAGAGGGUAGCGGGGGCGACGACGAGCCGGAGCAGCAGCAGCAGGGCAUCCAGAUAGCCACCGGGGCAGAGUGUGAUGUGGUGCUCCUCACCACCGUCGUCACGCGGCCGGGGGCCUUUGCCUCAGAUGCCUGCCGCCUGAACGUGGCCCUGACCCGAGCCAAGCACAACCUGCUCGUCGUGGGAUGCGCCCCCGCGCUGCAGCAGUCCUCCCAGGCGUUGGCCGCGCUGCUGGGCCAGUGCCGGCGCACCCCCGGCGGGUUCCACGCCGGCCGCCUGCCGCCAGGCAUCGGCGCUGGUGCUGGGGUGGCGGCGCAUGCGCCUGGAGCAACGGCAGGGCUGGCCACGGCAUCAGCGGGGGCGGCAGCGGCACGCGCAGCAGAGGAUGGUGGGGACGACGAUGAGGAGGGGUGGGCUGCGCUUCAGGGGACACCGUGA
Chlorella variabilis is the source of this 4218-nucleotide messenger RNA. RefSeq lists its product as hypothetical. The transcript is spliced from 15 exons. The record is from RefSeq and is a predicted model, not a curated record. The coding region runs from base 1 to 4218 and encodes 1405 amino acids. Gene Ontology annotation, molecular function: helicase activity. NCBI's taxonomy places the organism in Eukaryota, Viridiplantae, Chlorophyta, Trebouxiophyceae, Chlorellales, Chlorellaceae.